AUGUCGGCGGCAAUGGACAGAGCCUUGAUGGCUCUUUCACUGGAGGAAGAAGAUGAACCGUUCGAAAUGCCGGAUCUACCGGGGUUCUGUUCGAAUGAGAAGAAUAAGCUGAGUCUGGUGGGUAGAAUCCUAAACCCAGAAUGCCAGAAAAUGUCAACUUUAAUUUGGAGGAUGCCUGGAAAAUGGCAGAAGGAGGGUAGAUGUCGAGGAGUGGCUCUGUCCAAGGAGCGUUUUCAAUUCUUCUUCGACCAUGAGUACGAUUUACUUGAUGUAUUGGCGAAAGGAGUACAUACCUUCAAUGAAUGGGCUUUGGCGAUUGAGAGGUGGGUUGAAGAACCACCAGACGAUUAUCUGCAGUUUAUUCUGCUGUGGGUGCGGAUUAGCAACAUUCCUAUGAAUUACUACACAAAGGAAGCUAUCAUGGCGCUGGGAGAGCUGCUGGGAGAAGUUAAGGAAUUUAUCUUUGACCCCACAAAACCGCAAACUCAACCCUAUGAAAGAGUCCAAGUGAAGUUCAAUGUGGCGAACCCUUUGAAGAUGUCAAGGGUUGUCAACAUUAAAGGAGCAAAGCCGGUGAAGAUCCAUUUUGACUAUGAAAGGAUCCAAAAGCGAUGCUUUACUUGUCAUAGGCUGAACCAUGAGCAAAAGGUGUGUCCUCUGGUAGUGAAAAGAAGAAAAGAUGAAACUCUUGUAAGAAGCCAAAGGAUCUCAAAGGAGAUGGAAGUAAAACAAGUUGUUUUAAAAGAAAAUGAUCCUCUUUUUGGAGUUCUUACUGAAGAUCAGGUGGGGAUAAGUUCAAUUACUGGAAAGCCGAAAAUAAUAAAAGAGGUGCUGGAUGAAAUGAGACAGUAUAUGAUGUUGGCCACCGAAGAGGACAGAUACGUGAGGCAAGAAAGAGUGAGAGGCUCGGUAGCUGCGGUGGAACAAGAUCCUAUGCUGAAGCGUACAAUGUUGAGACUUGAGACACCUCCCAUUAUUUCUCAAGACUUUGACAGAGGGAAAGGGAUAGUUUUCAGCUAUGAGGAAUUAAAGAAGCCUUUGGAAGGCAGAAACCAACAGGAGAAAUUUAUGGCUUCUGCAAUCAGAGCUGAUACAGCAGGACGAUGGAACGCUGAAAAGAUCACAAUGGGUGGAAGUGAUGACACUAAGUUUGAUGCCAUUUAUAUGGGUUCUCCUCCUAGUUCGACGGUGUUUAGUACUGGUUUUUCGGAACCGUGUGCUUCAUCCGGGACUAAGAAGAAAACAUAUCAGCGUAGACGUCCUCCCAAGUCAAGAAGAAAUCCUAGGCUGCUUUUGAACGCGGAAAAGGAAGAGGGAGUCCUAUGGGAUAAAGCAGCUGAUAAGAGAGUGGAAGGGAGUAAGAAGAGAAAGGUAGAAACUGAAGUUGGGGAUCUUCUAGUUUCGGAGAAGUCUAAAACCCUAAAGGGCUUGGGACGUACUCAAGACCUGACAAUUCAGAGACUCCGGGAAAUACGUCGAACUCAUUUCCCGGAGAUCAUGUUCUUAAUGGAGACUAAGAAUUGUAGAAACAUUUUGGUGGAUUUGCAGCAGUGGCUCGGGUAUGAUAGGGUAUUCACAAUUGAUCCGAGAGGCUUGAGUGGGGGCUUGGCAUUAUUUUGGAAAAGCGACAUCAAGCUGGAUAUUAAAUAUGCAAAUAAGAAUCUGAUCGAUAUGCAGGUUCAAUAUGGAGAGGUUAGUUUUUUCCUCUCAUGUUUAUAUGGUGAACCGUCUUCAGAGGGGAAGGAGAUUGUUUGGGAAAGAAUCAGCAGGAUAGGGGUCACCAGAAGAGAUAAGUGGUGCUUAAUUGGAGACUUCAAUGACAUCCUCAACAAUGAUGAAAAAACGGGAGGCCCCAUGAGAUCUGAAGCUUCAUUCAAACCUUUUGGGGAUAUGCUUGCGGCUUGUGGAAUGGAAGAACUAGAGUCAUCUGGCAUCAGAUUUACAUGGGCGGGGCAAAGAUGGCAUAAGUGGAUCCAAUGUUGUCUAGACAGGGCUUUUGGGAAUAAAGCUUGGCUGAGAUUUUUUCCUGGGUCGAAUCAGAGGUUCCUGGACAAACGAGGCUCUGAUCACAGACCUGUGCUACUGAAACUUCAAGCUUAUCAAGAAAGAAGAGUGGGUCAGUUCAGAUUUGACAAAAAAUUCUUGUUUCAACCGGGAGUGAAACAUAAGAUCAUAGAGGCGUGGAGAGGUGCAGCGGAAGGGUCCGAAAAUAGAAAUGUGGCGAAAAGACUUCGAGACUGUCGUGGUGCUUUGAGUGAAUGGAAGAAACAGAGGGUCUUCAAUGCCAAAGAUAAAAUUCAUAUUUUGGAGAGGAGGCUAGAAUGGUUUCAAUCAAGAAACUACCCGUGUUGGCAUGCGAUCAGGGUGAUAAAGAAAGAGCUAUGUAGAGCGUAUAAAGAAGAGGAACUCUACUGGCAGCAGAGAAGCAUGGAAAAAUGGCUUAAAUAUGGUGACCGAAACUCCAACUUCUUUCAUGAAUCGGUUAAGGCAAACAGAGCGAAGAAAAGACUGGUUAGAAUCAAGAAUGGGAAUGGAGUAGAGCAAUGGUCAGAAGCAGCAAAAGCUCAAGUGGCGGUCGACUACUUUAAUGAGCUUUUCAGAUCUUCUAAUCCCCCAAGCUACCAGCCUUUGCUACAGGAUAUGAGACCAAGAGUUUCAGAUGAAAUGAACCGGCAAAUGACCGUCGAAGUUUCUGAUGAGGAAAUCAAAUGUGCUGUCUUCAGUAUAAAAGGCGCAAGUGCUCCAGGGCCGGAUGGAAUGUCGGGUUUCUUCUUCCAGCAAUAUUGGGAUGAGAUAGGGCCAAGAGUAUCAGCUGAAGUAAAGAAGUUCUUUGUAACAGGGAGAAUGCCGGCGGAUUGGAACUUCACAUAUAUCUGUCUCAUACCUAAAGUCCAGGAGCCCGAGACUAUGGCUGAUAUGCGACCGAUAAGUUUAUGCUCCGUCCUGUAUAAAAUCAUCGCAAAGGUAUUGGUAUAUCGCCUACAGCCCAUCCUCCCUGAGCUGAUAUCCGUCAAUCAAUCUGCCUUCGUGGCGGAGAGGCUGAUUACAGAUAACAUUGCAAUUGCCCAUGAAGCGGUUCAUGCUAUACGGACUAAUCCGAGCAUCAUGACUGAGACAAUGGUGGUGAAAACGGACAUGUCAAAGGCAUACGACAAGGUGGAAUGGAGCUAUCUUAGGAGCUUGAUGGAGGCUAUUGGUUUCGACGCCAGAUGGGUUAAGCUGAUUAUGGCAUGCGUCACUUCUGUUUCCUUUGCAGUACUGGUGAAUGAUCAACCUUUUGGGAUGGUCAAACCGCAACGUGGUCUACGACAAGGUGAUCCCCUCUCGCCGUUUCUAUUUGUGUUGUGUACGGAAGGGCUUACACACCUAUUGAAUAGAGCAGAAAGAUUAAGCUUGCUAAACGGCUUGAAGUUUGUUGAGGAGGGGCCCUCAGUUCACCAUUUGCUAUUUGCCGACGACAGUUUGUUUAUGUGCAAAGCGUCUGAAAAUCAAGCUAGGACUCUGAACCAAGUGCUCGAGGUGUAUGGCUGUGCAACAGGACAGACGAUCAACUUGCAGAAAUCAGCCGUAUCCUUUGGAUCUAAGGUUGAUCCCGCUGUUAAACUUGCGAUUCAGAGGGUGCUGGGUAUCUCGAAUGAAGGAGGUUCAAGCAAAUAUUUGGGGCUGCCGGAAUGCUUUAGCGGCUCUAAGGUAGACCUGCUAGGCUAUUUAAAAGGAAAGGUGAAUGGUAGACUGAAUGCUUGGUACCUAAGGAACCUAUCACAGGCCGGCAAAGAAAUAUUAUUAAAGACGUCAGCAUCGGCCCUGCCUGUUUUUGCGAUGUCAGUCUUUAAACUCCCGAAAACAAUCUGUGCCAAUAUGUCCAGUGCCAUGGCAAACUUCUGGUGGGGAUCUGAUGCGCAUAUUAGGAAAAUCCAUUGGAUAGCUUGGGAGAAGCUUUGCUUGCCAAAGGAGAGUGGUGGAAUGGGAUUUAGAGACUUGGAAGCCUUUAAUCAGGCGUUGCUGGCUAAACAGGCCUGGAAAGUUCUUACUUUCCCCCACUGCUUGUUGGCCCGAUUCCUCAAGAGCAGAUACUUUCCAAGUUCUAACUUUUUGGACGCCAAACUGGGUGACAAGCCAUCCUUUGCUUGGAGAAGUUUGUUAUCUGGGAGGGAACUGAUACUUAAAGGUCUGCAGAAACGAGUUGGCGAUGGAAACUCUAUACACGUUUGGACGGACAAAUGGGUAGAAGAUGAAGCGGAUGGGUACGGCAUGAGAGCUCCCUGGAUAAAAAACUGUACAUUCAAUGUGAAUUUGAGGGUAAGGGAGCUGAUAGAUUUCCAAAAUAGAAGAUGGAAUAUUCAGGCAUUGGAAGAGGUUUUUGUGCCUUCAGACAUCCAAAUUCUUUUGAAUAACCAACCGGUGACGUCUAAAGAAGAUUUCUGGGUGUGGAAGUUUAACAAAUCAGGUGCUUACUCGGUUAAAUCGGGUUAUUGGCUAGCGGCCCAGGAAAAGAGCAAAGAGAUACGUCAAGUUGCCGAAGCUCAACCAUCCCUCAAUAGCCUGAAAUCUCAAAUCUGGAAAGUGCAGACGGCCCCUAAGAUAAGAACUUUUGUUUGGAAAGCUGUGUCUCAAGCCCUGCCGGUAGCUGAUCUAUUAAGGGAAAGGGGAAUGAAGUGCGAUGAUCGAUGUCAGCUGUGUGGCUUUGAAGGGGAAUCGGUGAACCAUAUACUCUUUUCCUGCCACCUACCUAGGAAGUGUUGGGCGGUAUCCAAUAUCCCCUCUCCUCGGGGUGGUUUCAGCGACCAUUCGAUCUAUGAAAACAUCGCAUACCUCCUGAAGGUGAGUAAGGAUGUAAGGUUCGAUAUUGAAAUCAACAGAAGCUGGCCGUGGGUCCUGUGGUACUUAUGGAAGAACAGAAACGCCUUUAUCUUUGAAGGAAAAUUGUUUGAAGCAGAUGAAAUCAGAAAGAAAGCCAAAGAGGAAGCUGAUGUAUGGUUUGUAGCUCAACAAGUUCAGAGUGGAAUGGACCAAGUGGAGGCGGGUGUGAUAGAGAAGGGAGUACUAGGUAAUGCUCCGAAAAUUGCCAAAGGAUGGGUCCUUUGUGAGUUUGACAUGGACUGGUCGAAAGGUCUUGGGUUCAUGGGGGCGGCGUGGAUAGUGAAAGAUGAGAAGAGAAGAGUUCUACUACAUAGUAGGAGGGCUUUCUCAGAUGUGAAGUCGAUCAAUGAGGCUAAGCUACAGAUCUGGUUGUGGGUUUUAGAAAGUAUGAAGAGUUUGAAGAAGAAUAAGGUGAUCUUUCUUUCAACCUUUGGGGAUAUAGUUGAGGCAAUAGAGAAACCCGCCUUGUGGCCUAACUUACAGUUUGAAGCUACAGAGAUUAAGAGAGAGCUCCGGUCUCUCGAGGCAUGGGAGUUAAGGUUUGGACUUUUGGCUUCAGUUAGAUGUGCCUCUUUCAUCGCUCAGAGUGUCAGGCAGCUUGGUCUGAUGCAGUCUUAUGUAGCGGUUGGCCAUCCACGUUGGUUGGAUCAUAUGUACGUGAAUGAAAGUGGAGCAUAUGAUAGUUAA
This is a messenger RNA of Brassica oleracea var. oleracea, 5547 nucleotides long. RefSeq lists its product as uncharacterized. Gene Ontology annotation, molecular function: catalytic activity. The record is from RefSeq and is a predicted model, not a curated record. The coding region runs from base 1 to 5547 and encodes 1848 amino acids. Lineage: Eukaryota; Viridiplantae; Streptophyta; Magnoliopsida; Brassicales; Brassicaceae. The transcript has 2 exons.